Amaranthus tricolor (Joseph's coat) is the source of this 624-nucleotide messenger RNA. RefSeq lists its product as uncharacterized. Bases 1 to 624 code for a protein of 207 amino acids. The transcript has a single exon. The record is from RefSeq and is a predicted model, not a curated record. NCBI's taxonomy places the organism in Eukaryota, Viridiplantae, Streptophyta, Magnoliopsida, Caryophyllales, Amaranthaceae.
AUGACCUUAAUCUCCAUUAAACCCAUUUUUCCCGCUCUACUUUUACCAACACACAAAUUAAAUUUCAAAAACAACUUAAUUUCUGCAAAAUGGGGCAAAAAACGAUCUGGGUCUCAAGCAUCUCGCAAACUCAUCCUCAAUUCAAUUGCACACAUUGCUUCCACUGUUAAGAUUCUACCCGAACCCUGGGAUUCACUAAUCAGAGAAUUAUGUGUUUUUGGUGGUGGAAGUGGGGGGAAAUUUGGGUUCAGAAAAAGCUUUGGAGGUGGUGAUGGUAAUGGAAGAAAUCGCAAGAAAGGAAAAUUAGGGUUUUUGGUGGUGUUGUUGAUUUCUUCAAGUUUGGCUCUAUGGGUAGUUUUGGAGAAAGAAAUUGGUAAAGAAAAUGAAUUGUUUGUAUGGGUUUUGUUGAUUUUGAUUUCUGCAUUUGUUGUUUAUUGUUUGGUGAAGAGAUGGAGAAGAGAAAUUAAAGAUUGGGUUUUGGGAUUUUCUUGUGGGGCUGCUAUGAUGAUGGGUUUGGGUUUAAGAAAUAAUCAAUGUUUUGUGAGAUGGAUUGAUGGAUUUAAGUCUAAUUCUGCUAAAUUGUUGGGUAAUACAAAGAAGAGAAGAACUAGGAGAUGGAUAUGA